Messenger RNA from Nanorana parkeri, 1443 nucleotides. RefSeq names its product tumor necrosis factor receptor superfamily member 16-like. NCBI's taxonomy places the organism in Eukaryota, Metazoa, Chordata, Amphibia, Anura, Dicroglossidae. The coding region runs from base 274 to 1389 and encodes 371 amino acids. Gene Ontology annotation, biological process: Rho protein signal transduction. The record is from RefSeq and is a predicted model, not a curated record. Gene Ontology annotation, molecular function: death receptor activity; coreceptor activity; nerve growth factor binding. Gene Ontology annotation, cellular component: cell surface; plasma membrane. The transcript is spliced from 6 exons.
AAGAGAGAGCGGAGCCGAGGUCUGGUCUGGGGUCCCUGCGAAGGCCUCCCCACCCCCCAUCCCUUAUUCCGGAUAGAGACCCCUCCAUCACUGGAUCUGAGCCGCGUUAACCUCUGGAUUGCCAGCAAGGCUCUUUUUUUUCUUCUUCUUCUUGGCAUUAUGUGGAGGGACUGAGCCCAUCCUGCAGGAGUCUCAGAUCUAGAGCAGAAAUAGUUGUGGCCCCUGGAUUUGGCCCCCAGCUGUCCUGACUCGGGAGGGAUCCCUACAGCCACCAUGGAUGUCACUAGGAACUUAGUAACCCUUCUCAUGCUGCUGUUCUCUGAGGUGGUGACCGCCUAUGUGUGCAGGAGCGGGAUGUUCAACGAGGCGGACGUGUGCUGCGCUGAGUGCCCGCUGGGCUCCGGGGUGUUUGUGCCAUGUGGAGACUCUGACACCAAAUGUGACCAAUGCAACGAUUCCACAUUACUGAAGGUGAACGGUGCCACAGAGCUGUGCCGGCCACGCUGCCCCAAUGGCCAGUACUUGCACUUGGAUAACACCAGCAGCCAAUGCUUCCCCUGCCGGGUGUGCGGGAAGGGCUUCGGUGUGAUCAGGAACUGUUCCCGCACAGAGAACACGGAAUGCCAGCAGUGCCCCAAAGGCUUCUACUCGGAGGUGAAGAGCAGCAUGUCUCCUUGUCAGCCGUGCCGGACCGAGUGUAAGGAGACCGAGGUGCAGAUUGGCGACUGUACGGAACAUCACGACAUUCUGUGUAUGGCUAAAGACGUGCCAAUUCUGAAGCGCUCGGACGGCGAUGCACGCAAGGACGAGAACAGCACAUCGCCUAGUUACCCUAAUUUCAUCCCACCGUACGACCACGGUAAAAACAUUAUCCCCGUCUACUGCUCCAUCCUGGCUGCCGUGGUGGUCGGUCUCAUCGGAUACGUGGCUUUUAAGUGCUACAGCAGCUGCAAGCAGAAGAAGCUGUUGGCGAAAGCUCGCGCAAACGAACUGGCGGCUUCCGGCGAGGGCGAAAAACUGCACAGCGAUAGCGGCGUCUUCCUGGACACGCACAGCCUGCAAGAGCAAAACCAGCUGAACAAAGCAGCCAAACUGGAGCCAAAACUCUACAUCAACCUCCCACCACACAAGCAGGAAGAGGUGGAGCGCUUGUUGGCGGACACCAGCCGCGGGAAGGACUGGCAGCGCCUGGCCAGCUUGUUGGGCUACGAGGAAGACGCCAUAGACGCCUUCUCUAGAGGGGAGGAUCCCGUCCACACUCUGCUCACCGACUGGUCUUCAAAGGACGGCUCCACCCUGGAGGUUCUGUGCGCGGCCUUGGUCAACAUGGAGCGGGCAGACGUGGUGGAGAACCUGAACAGCACAAGCGACGCCAGCUCCGUUGUGUAAUGACGGGGAAGCUCUUCCCAGACAGGACUGGGCUAUAGAAACCAAAUUUGUCUG